Messenger RNA from Sorex araneus (European shrew), 639 nucleotides. RefSeq names its product probable rRNA-processing protein EBP2. NCBI's taxonomy places the organism in Eukaryota, Metazoa, Chordata, Mammalia, Eulipotyphla, Soricidae. The record is from RefSeq and is a predicted model, not a curated record. Gene Ontology annotation, cellular component: nuclear periphery; preribosome, large subunit precursor; nucleolus. Gene Ontology annotation, biological process: rRNA processing; ribosomal large subunit biogenesis.
AUGAAAUUCCAAAUUGCAGUCUUACCCCGUUCUUAUCAGCUCAAAAUCCUUACCAUGUGGCCCACUGAUUAUUUCACAGAGAUGGCCAAGACUGACCAGCAGGUACAGAAGAUUCGACUUAUGCUGCAGGCUGAACAAACUGCCAUGGAGGGAUCUGAGAAAGCUGAACAACUGCGAGCACUUUGGAAAUAUGGAAAGAAGGUCCAAACAGAGGUCCUUCAGAAGAGGCAGCAAGAGAAAGCACAUAGGAUGACUACCACUGAAAAACACCAGGAAGGUUUCUCUGUGAAAGUGGAUUUCCUGGAGGGAGAUGAGAAACCUGUCGAAUGGAAUCUGGAGGAGGGCUCCAAAGGCCAGCAGCUGAAUAAGGGUCCCAAUGCCAAAUGACACUAUAGAAAUCAAAAGUUUGUUUUUGGCGGAAAGAAGAAAGGCUCCGAGUGGAACAUGCGAGAGAGUUAUGAUGAUGUAUCCAGCUUCCAGGCUAAUAAAGCUCAUGGCAAGGGCCUUGAGAGGCCUGGGAAGAAAGGAUCCAAUGAGAGACCUGGAAAAAGAACAAGAGAGAAAAUGCAUCUUGUAUACAAAGAACAACACAAAGAGACAAAGGCUUGGAAAAGCGAAGUAUCAUCUCUUUUUGUCUAA